This is a messenger RNA of Solea senegalensis (Senegalese sole), 2442 nucleotides long. It is a transcript of the gene chaf1b, whose product is annotated as chromatin assembly factor 1, subunit B. Lineage: Eukaryota; Metazoa; Chordata; Actinopteri; Pleuronectiformes; Soleidae. Gene Ontology annotation, biological process: nucleosome assembly; DNA replication-dependent chromatin assembly. Gene Ontology annotation, molecular function: protein binding. Gene Ontology annotation, cellular component: CAF-1 complex; nucleus. The record is from RefSeq and is a predicted model, not a curated record.
ACGAAUAGUACGCGGGAAAUCACUGAAGUCUUCAGCUGGACUGCAGACGAGGGCUGUGUUUGAUCAAACAAAAUGAAGGUGGUUACGUGUGAGAUUGCAUGGCACAACAAGGAGCCAGUCUACAGUAUGGACUUCCAGCACAGCUCUGAUGGACGCUUCCAUCGACUGGCCACAGCUGGGGUGGACACCACAGUCAGACUAUGGCGAGUAGAAAUGGGCUCAGAUGGGAAGGCAGCAGUGGAGUUUCUGUCUAAUCUGGCCAGACACACCAAGGCUGUCAACGUAGUGCGCUUUAGCCCUAAUGGAGAGCUGCUUGCAUCAGGAGGAGAUGAUUCUGCGAUUCUCCUGUGGAAGCUCAAUGACUGUAAGGAACCUGAGCAGGCACCUGUGUUUCAGGAGGAUGAAGAUGCUCAGCUCAACAAGGAGAGCUGGUCUGUGAUUAAGACACUAAGGGGACACAUAGAGGAUGUAUAUGACAUCUGCUGGACAGGAGAUGGAAACUUCAUGGUGUCUGGCUCUGUCGACAACACAGCUAUUAUGUGGGACAUCAACAAAGGACAGAAGCUGUGCAUCUUGAAUGAUCAUAAGAGUUAUGUGCAGGGAGUGACGUGGGAUCCUCUAGGACAAUACGUCGCCACUCUCAGCUGUGACAGGACGAUGCGUGUUUACAACACUCACACCAAGAAGAAAGCUUUCUGUAUCAGUAAAAUGAGCUCUGGGCCACUUGCUGAAGGAGAGGCCAAGCAGUACCGAAUCUUCCACGAUGACAGCAUGAGGUCGUUUUUCAGACGUCUAUCAUUCACACCUGAUGGGUCUUUCCUGAUCGCCCCAGCUGGAUGUGUGGAGAUUGGAGAAAAUAUCAUCAAUACCACCUACAUCUUUUCCAGGAAGAGCCUCAAGAGGCCCAUCGCCCACUUGCCAUCUCCAUCUAAAGCUACACUGGCUGUGCGCUGCUGCCCAGUCUACUUUGAACUAAGAACAAAGAAGGGAGAAGAUGGUUCGGUUGAGACGCUUCCCAACUUAUUCGAGUUGCCUUACCGUAUGGUGUUUGCUGUGGCUUCAGAGGACGCCAUCUUUUUGUAUGACACCCAGCAGACCAUUCCUUUCGGCCUGGUGUCCAACAUCCACUACCACACACUAAGUGAUCUUACAUGGUCUCGUGAUGGUUCCUUCCUGGCUGUGUCCUCCACAGACGGCUACUGUUCCUUCCUGUCCUUUUUUCCUGGGGAGCUGGGCACUCCUCUGAAAGAGCCCCCCACACUGGAGAUGUUUGUCCCGAACAGUGGUGCUGAGAAAAAGAGCAAGAAGUCCUCAGCGGGCAGGACAUCGUCUCCUGGGUCCCAGCCAUCAAGCUCGGCCCCGACUCCCACAUCCCAAACUAGCAAAGACACCCCCUCUUUCACCCCCCCAGAGGAGAAGAAGAGCACGCCCAGCACCAAGUGUAAACCUCAGCCCCGGAGGAUCACUCUCAACACUCUGGAAGGUUGGGGGAAGCCAACCAGCCCUAAAACCACGGCUCCUGCUGCACCUCAGACCCCAACAGCUGCAUGCACAAGUGCUCCAUCGACUCCUCAACCACACAUUGCCCCGCUGACUCCCACCAGCUCCUCCAAAACCCAACAACGCAUCACCCCUCUCACUCCCUCCACCCCUAAAGUCCAAAAUAGCGCUAAUACUCCUGUGCCCACUACUCCCAAAGGCAUAACCACCCCAAAAGGACCCACCCCAAGGAGAGUAUCUUUGACUACAGUUGCCCUCCGGUCCCCAGCUGUGAGUUCACUCUUCAGCACUCCCUCCUCCACUGAGAAGGCCAAACAUGAACGUCCUUCUCCACCCACUGAUCCAGUCUGCCAGCCUCCAGAGUCCAAAAGGCCAAAGACCAGUGACCCGCCCACAACGUCCAGUGACACGAAGCCGUAGCGUUCAUUGGGAGCAGUUGAAAACAACCACCGAGGCUCCCUGUGGAUCUAAUCCCAUAGAGCCAUUGUGUAUAGGUUGAGGUGUAUAUGUGUCUGUACCUGAUCUAAAAAGAUAAAGCUUUCACCUCACUUAAUGUACUGUUUUAAAACAAAUGUCACAGCAGUACAAUUUUGUUGUUGCUCAUGUUCUGUAUAGCACCGUAUACAGGUGAUAAAUAACUGUUUUAUGUUUUAUAUUUCGAUACUUAAAUGAAUUUGUAAAGAGGAAAACUUUCUCACUUUGUGUUAAACAUUUGCGUUUAAUUCACAACAAACUUUGUGUUUGUUGUGAAUUGGUGAAAUUAAAACUGCACUCCCAACCUGAAGAAUGAAAAAAAACAUGUUCCUCAAGGUUUGGUGCCUGUAUUUAGUACCGAGUCAUUUUUCUGAAGAUGUGACCUGCAAUUUAAGUGAAAAGCUCAGAAUUGCUGAGCAUUUAAGGCUCAUUUUCUUACUGUUUAAUAAAAUGUGAAAAAAACAUGUA